GUCCCAUUCGUUUUCCAUCCACAUUCGCAACCUACUUCCUCCCCCUUCGAUCAGGGUUCGGAGUGACGAAAUAUCGCUACCAGGCUACGUUGUACUCGACGUCAAGAUUUCUAUUGAACCGCAGCGCAGUUCUCCGCAGUGCCAUCAAAUAUUGUAGAGUCUUUGAGCCAUUGACUGCAUGAAGGAAUAGACGAAUUAGCAACAUGCAUUGCAAGCUUGUAACUCGGGCGCUUUAUGAUUAUGAGGCGCAGGAGGCUGAGGAGCUUUCGGUGAAGGAAGGUGAUUUGCUGCUAGUAACGGACGAUUCAGAUGCAGAAUGGUGGAGAGCCGUACAGAAGCCAAGCGACACAUUUGGGGACAGCCAAGAGGGCCUCAUCCCUGCCUCGUAUAUUCAAGAGGCCGAUCCAUUGGCAAUUAUGAGAAGUCUGUAUCAAUACGAUGCCUCUGCCCCAGAAGAAAUUAGCUUUCCUGAGGGAGUGGAGAUACGUUUGUAUGAGAUGAACGAUCCAGACUGGUGGUUUGGUCAAUAUGAAAACUCCGUUGGACUUAUCCCCGCGACCUACUUGCAGACGGAGGACGACAUUGGGAGCAACGAACAAACUUAUGAACCUCAACCCGAUCAGUACGAGGAAGUUGCACAUGCUCCUGAACCGACGCAUGUCCAUCCCCCUGAAGUGAUUGCUGAAGAUGCAGAGGCACAGAAGCAACAGCUGCUAUCCGCUCUUGGCGGACUAGGAUUUGAGAAGCCAAAGACGGUUGUGCAUCGGUCGAUAGAAAACAUGGGCCCACAAGAUAUUAACUACUACAGCGUCACGGAGGUUGAUAAAAAGAAGAAAAAGAACAGUCGCAAAGGCUUCAUGGGUAUCAGUGAUGACUCUGUGAUAUAUUUUGUGGCCGAUGACAAGACAAAGGAUAUAUUGAUGAGAUGGGAGAUGAGCGAGCUCACCAAGUUUACUGAGAAGAAAUCGAAAAAGCUUAUUCUGGAAUUUGGAAGUGACGAGCGCCAGUUUGAAGGAGAGAAGGCUGAUAUUCAAGCGCUUCUUGCCCGGUUGCAACAUGUGCAGAAUAAGAAGAAAUCCUUGAGUCCAACGGCUGUCAAUCCUCCACCUCCCAUUCGCACCAACACGACACCUCAACCGUCUGCCACGCCAUCCCCAGUCCCUCCAGCGCCUGCAUUUCCUGUGGCUCUUCCCCCGAGAUCGCCGCAACCGGAGCCCAGUCCUGGAGGCCAUGGGCCGAAGAUUGCUGUGGCUCUCUACGAUUACGAAGCUACAACCGAGGAUGAGCUCACGAUUCGUGAAAAUGAUAAUCUGGUGGUCUUGGAUGAUUCCGACGAGGAAUGGUGGCGUGUGCGGUUGAUUUCCAAGAAGGGACGAGAGGGCCUAGUCCCAGCAUCGUACGUUCAGCUCAAGCAGCGACUAGCGGAAGAUGGAGUCGGGGGACCUGCCGCGAAAAAUGAAGACCUUGAACGACAGCGCUGGGAGCAGGAAGAGGCAGAGCGGAGGCGCCGAAAUGAGGAAGAAGAACGCAAGCGAAGGCAAGAGGCCGAAGAGCGACGACGAAGAGAACAGGAAGAGGAGCAACGUAGGAAACGUCAAGAAGAAGAAGAGCUGCAGCGCCGGCGGAGAGUGGAGGAGGAGCGUAAGAGGAAGACAAACGAAACGGAAGCUGCUCGUCCUACUCUUCCAAUGCGCCCUGCCGCUGGCAUGCCUGACCCUCCACAGCGUCCCACGCCUGCAAUACCCAGUGCGCGGCCAUUUAAUGUGGGACCCAUUCCUCAGCGACCCGUGCGCACCGGCGAUACUCCACGACCACCUUUGCCCGAUCGCCCCCCUGUGCCUGCUUCACGACCCAAGACGGAAGAUGCAUCCACAUCGAAGGCUCAGGGGAAGACCGACGGGCAAGAGAAACCGAAUCCAGCUCACUUGCGCACUUGGACUGAUCGUACAGGUUCUUUCAAAGUCGAGGCACAGUUUCUUGGUGUGGCAGAUGGAAAGGUACACCUUCACAAGACGAACGGAGUGAAGAUCGCUGUCCCUUUGGCAAAGUUGGACCCCGACGACAUUGAGUAUGUCAGAUCAACUCCUGGAAAUGCCAAUAUUGAAGUCCCUGCCGCGACGCAAACAGCGCCUAGACCCUCACAAGCUCAACAAGGUCCAAGUGUUGCCACCUUGGCAGCGGCUGCUAGUAUACGACCAAAAACACCCACCACAGACAAUAUUGUGUACAACGGGUUCGAUUGGCGCGAGUUCCUGAUUGGAGCGGGGGUUUCGGCAGGCGAUGCCCUCAUUUACGCACAAAAGUUUGUAGGGGAGCGGAUGGAUCGUACUCACUUGGCAGAUCUGGAUCGUGAGCUGCUUAGGAACCUGGGAGUGACAGAAGGAGACAUUCUUCGCAUCAGGAAAGCUGCAAGCUUACCGGCGACAACCCCCGCUAAUGUCGCUGCAGCUAAUGAUAGGGAGCACGCGGCGUUGCAAAGCAAUCUACAUAUAUUGGGGAAACUGGCUGGAGACGCUAAGCACGGAGUGCCUCGCCGACAAUCGAGGUCCGCGUCCACGUCUGGGCCGCCGAAUAUGCAGGUCAUCCAACAUGCAGCUGACUUACUAAAAGCUAACAGCGACCAACGAAAUCGCCGUGGAUCUCCGAACCCAUCACCUCCUGGAACACCAAGCGGUCGAACAUCUGCGCGGUCCUCAUUCUCCAGUUCGCCCGCACCUGGAGGUGCUACCGGAAAAUCCGGACCUGCCUCAAACAAUGAUCCAUGGGCUGUUCCGACAGCUACAAGAGUGGCGACUGUGGCUGCCUCGUCUACGCCGAGUGCCAGUGCCGCUCCGACACAGCAGACUCUGAUCGCGCAAAAGCAACAACAGGAAGCUCAACAAGCCCUCCAGCAGGCACAACAGGCGCUUGCAAAAGCACAAGAGCAAGCCAGGCAGGCUGCCCAAGUUCAGGCGCAGGCUGCUUUAAUUAAAGCACAAGAAACUGCAAGACAGGCUGCGUUAAUUCAGCAACAAACCCAACAAGCCCUACUUGCCGCACAGCAAGCGGCAGUUCAACGUCCAGCAAUGCUGACUCCUGCCAUUGGAACACCACUUGGGACACCACAGAUACAUACACCUUCACCUUCACUUGCUCCAAGGCCUGCAUCCUUGCCACCACCUCUCAUACCUGCCUCAUCUUCGACUACUGCAUUUGUACCUGUUGGUGGUGGUGCCAGGCCCUCAUCUGGAGUAGGGCCGAAUAUGGGGUUGAUGGGCCCGAAUAUGCAGCCGAUGCCAGCGUCGAAUGCGCCAAACUUUUCGGGUACGGGAAAUUUUGGAGGGGCACUCCCAAACAGGCCGCAGUUAAUGGGUAACCCUCAAGGCCCAGCAUCGUUUGGGCAACGACCAGAUGAUAAAUAUUCGGCUUUGAAAUCUCUCGACCCGCUGGCUCCUUCUAUGUUUACUCAACCUCCUCCAUCAAUGAGCACCAGCGCACGACCUAUGGGAUUCAGUGGCGGUAUGCAACCACAAAUGUCACCAGCUAUGAGCGGAACGGGACUCCCCAGCCCAGCCCUGUCCUUGUCUUCAAACAACUCGGGUUUCCAUGGCAUGUCGGGCAUGUCGGGGGCUAUUCCUUCAGGGACCUCUACACCCAACAGUUUCGGGAGCAAUCCAGGCACUCCAAGCAUGAACUUUCUGCAAGGUGUUGCUCGCGGACCUACCUCUGCGCCAAAUGCAGGGGCUAUGCAAUUUGGAGGGGGGCCCGCUUUUCAGCAGCCGCAGCAGCAGCAGCUGCCGACGAUGCCAAGUAGUAUGCCGGGUAUGAGCGGUGUCAACAUGGGCGGUUUUCAAGGAAUGCGCCCGAUGGGAGGGAUGGCUCCGAUGGGCACAAAUAUGUCAAAUAUGGGAGGCAUGGGACCGAUGCAAGGAAUGUCAAAUGGAAUGGGUGGAAUGGGUGGAUUUGCCCCAAAUGGUAUGGGCGGAAUGAACAUGAAUACGAUGCCAGGUGGUAUGGGUGGAAUGAAUGGGAUGCCGAAUGGAAUGCCGAAUGGAAUGCCGAAUGGUAUGCAAAAUGGUAUGCAAAAUGGUAUGGGGCCGAAUGGUAUGGGGUCGAUGGGAGGGAUGGGGAUGGGAGCAAUGGGAGGUAUGGGCAUGAACAACAUGGGGCAGCAAGGUUUUAGGUAGCAGAGUGUGACAUAGAUCCUUAUAUUUAGACAGGAUGGUUUCUUUUUGAAGAAAUUAUUGAACAUUUUCGGGA
This is a messenger RNA of Spizellomyces punctatus DAOM BR117, 4239 nucleotides long. RefSeq names its product cytoskeletal protein-binding protein SLA1. Gene Ontology annotation, biological process: regulation of actin filament polymerization. The record is from RefSeq and is a predicted model, not a curated record. The coding region runs from base 204 to 4166 and encodes 1320 amino acids. NCBI's taxonomy places the organism in Eukaryota, Fungi, Chytridiomycota, Chytridiomycetes, Spizellomycetales, Spizellomycetaceae. The transcript has 12 exons. Gene Ontology annotation, molecular function: cytoskeletal protein binding; identical protein binding; ubiquitin binding.